GGCCGGUCGCGAGGCGUAGCACAAGCGGCACAGACGCGCGGACAGUCGCGCGGCAGCAGAGCGCGGCAGUGCGCGGGAGACAGCACCGGCGGCAAGACGGACAGCGCGCGGCAGCCGGGGCCCGCGCCGCGCGCCUCGGGGCGGACGCCCGUCCCCCCGCCGAGGCGACGCUGGGUCCCGCCCUCCUCCCUGCGCCACCACGAGGUGCCCGACGGAGAUGCCAAGCACGACAUCAUAUUCCGUAAGGUCCGAGGUAUCCUGAACAAGCUCACGCCGGAGAAGUUCCAGAAGCUGAGCGAUGACCUGCUCGGUUUGGAGCUCGACUCCGACAAGGUGCUCAAGGGCGUGAUCCUUCUCAUAUUUGAGAAGGCUCUCGAUGAGCCCAAGUACUCGUCGAUGUAUGCACAGCUGUGCAAAAGACUAAGCGAGGAGGCACCAAACUUUGAGCCGCCCGGUCAGCCUUGCACAUUUAAGCUGUUGCUGUUGAACAAAUGCCGUACCGAGUUCGAAAACCGUGCACAGGCGUUCGCCGCGUUCGAGGACAAGGCGCUGCUGCCCGAAGAAGAAGAAAAGAGACAUCUUGCGAAAUGCAAAAUGCUGGGCAAUAUCAAGUUCAUCGGGGAACUCGGUAAAUUGGAGAUUCUAGCGGAGUCCAUCCUGCACCGAUGCAUCCAGAACCUGCUGGCGCGGCGCGCGGCCGCCGAGCACCACGAGGACCUCGAGUGCCUCGCGCAGCUCGUGCGCACGUGCGGCCGCGUGCUGGACUCCGAGCGCGGCCGCGGCCUCAUGGACCAGUACUUCGCGCGCAUCGAGACGCUGUCGGCGUCGCGCGACCUGGCGCCGCGCAUCCGCUUCAUGCUGCGCGACACCGUGGAGCUGCGCCGCGGCGGCUGGGUGCCGCGCGCCGCCGUCACGGCCGAGGGGCCCGUGCCCAUGCACCAGCUGCGGCCCGACGACGAGCACGUGGGGCGGCGCGAGCGCGAGCGCGACCGCGAGCGCGAGCGCGACUCGCUGUUCCGCGGCGGCCUGCGCUCGCGCCCGCUGGACGACGUGCUGGCCGGCCUCAGCCUGCAGCCCGCCGCCGCGCUGGUGCCGCCGCCCGACAAGCUGUUCGGCAACGGCUUCGCGCCGCGCGACGCCUUCCGCCAGCGCUCGGCGCCCGGCUACUACCCGCGCCAGCCGCCGCUGCACUACAGCAAGCACUCGCAGACCGCGCACCAGCACCAGGGGAACGGCUCUAAGGACGGGUCGUCGCGCUCCAACAAGGCGCGCGUGUACACGGCGGGCGCGCUGCACGACGUGCAGAUGCGGCCCGCCGCCAACUCGCUCAUGUUCACCGCCAACAAGCUGUCCAAGCCGCAGCCGCAGCUGCCGCUCGCGCCCGUGCAGCAGAACGUGCUGACGCCGGCGUUCGCCAGCACGCCGCCGCUGCUCAAGGAGCCCGCCAUCACUAUCAAACCGGCCGCCGACAAGAAGGACAAGCCCAAGAAGGAUAAGGCGCCCAACAAGGAGGAGGCCUGCCGCCUGGCCGUGGAGGCCGCCACGGCCGCCGCCGACGACGACGGCGACGGCGAGCCCGGGCCGGCGCUGCGGCGCCUGCGCGAGCUGCAGCCGGCCGACAAGGUGGUGCGGCGCUGCAUCGCCGCCGUGCUGGAGCACGCGCUGGCGGGCCCGCGCGGCGACGCGGCGGCGCUGCGCGGCUGCGUGCGCGUGGUGCGGGCGCUGCGGCGCGGCGCGGGCGAGGCGCUGCGCGGGCUGCUGGCGCAGCACCCGCACGCGCGGCUGCCGCGCCUGCUGGCGGCCGCCGUGGAGCUGAAGGCGCUGGCGCUGGCGGAGCUGGGCGCGUGGUGCGAGGCUGGUGCUCAUCAGCCGCUGCUGCUGGAGGUGCUGCAGGCGCUGCACGAGGCGCUGGGCGCGGAGCGGCUGGCGGCGCUGGUGGACGAGAGCAAGCUGAACGUGUGCGCGCACGUGGCGCCGGGCGGGCCGGCGCCGGCCGCCGCGGCGCUGGAGGCGCUGGAGGCGCGCGGGCUGGCGGCGCUGGUGCCGCAGCUGCGGGUCACGGCGCAGCUGCAGCGCCAGCUGGCGGCCGAGCCCGCGCCGCACGCGCUCUACCGCUGGAUCAAGGCCAACGUGGAGCCGUCGGUGCGGCAGAACGCGGCGUUCGUGUCGACGCUGGUGGCGCUGGUGGCGGAGCACGUGACGGGCGCGGCGGGCGCGGGCGGCGCGGGCGGCGCGGACAAGGCGGCGCUGGAGCGCGAGAAGGCGCUGCUGGAGGCCUACGCGCCGCUGCUCACGGCGCUGCUGGAGGGGCAGCCGCACCUGCAGCUGGCCGCCGUGUACGCCGUGCAGGUGCACGCGCACCACCACCGCUACCCCAAAGGCAUGCUGCUGCGCUGGUUCAUGUACCUGUACAACCUGGAGGUGUGCGAGGAGGACGCCUUCCUGCGCUGGCGCGAGGACGUCACCGACGCCUACCCCGGCAAGGGCGAGGCGCUGUUCCAGGUGAAUACGUGGCUGACGUGGCUGCAGCAGCAGGAGUCGGAGGACGAGGAGGCGGAGGACUAGCUGGCCCGGUCGCCAGGUCGCUCGGCCGCCGGUUGCUCGGCCGCCGGCUGACUGCCGCCGGCUACUCGGCCGCCGGUCGCUCGGCUGCCGGCUGACUGCCGCCGGCUACUCGGCCGCCGGUCGCUCGGCUGCCGGCUGACUGCCGCCGGCUACUCGGCCGCCGGUCGCUCGGCUGCCGGCUGACUGCCGCCGGCUACUCGGCCGCCGGUCGCUCGGCUGCCGGCUGACUGCCGCCGGCUACUCGGCCGCCGGUCGCUCGGCUGCCGGCUGACUGCCGCCGGCUACUCGGCCGCCGGUCGCUCGGCUGCCGGCUGACUGCCGCCGGCUACUCGGCCGCCGGUCGCUCGGCUGCCGGCUGACUGCCGCCGGCUACUCGGCCGCCGGUCGCUCGGCCGCUCGGUUCGAGAGCCGCACCGCUUUUAUUUCGCGCUCAUCUCAUUAUAUAAAUAUAAUUAAGCCAAAUAGUUGAACUACCUACGUUUGUUACCCUUUAACGCUAGACGCGCCGCGCGCUCGUGUCGCCGUCGGCGGUUCCAGUGUUAACGCUAGAUGUGUCGCCGUCGGCGGUUCCAGUGUUAACGCUAGACGUGUCGCCGUCGGCGGUUCCAGUGUUAACGCUAGACGUGUCGCCGUCGGCGGUUCCAGUGUUAACGCUAGACGUGUCGCCGUCGGCGGUUCCAGUGUUAACGCUAGACGUGUCGCCGUCGGCGGUUCCAGUGUUAAAUAGGACAAUUUUUAGGUUACUACGUAAACGAAUAUUAGUAUCUCGAGAUAAUUUUUUGUAGGCCUUUUACUCGAUUUUGAUACUUUUUACAAAUGUAUACAAUGUAUAGUGUUCGUUUGGACGUAUGAUUGCACCCCGAUCUGCCCCUCUCUGCAGUGAGCGUGUUUUAGUUGAAAUUGUAAAAAAUAUAUAUAUACGAAAAAUUUAAAUCAAUUUUUAUUAAUAAUAUCAUGAUGAUCAUUUAUUUUCAAUGCUAAAUGGACUUAGUGAUAAAUGUAAGAAUGCUUAAAUUUCAUUGUAUUAUCAAAUUUUAGAAUUUUGUAACUAGAUAAAUAAAACUAAAAAAAAAGCCGUCAGGCAUAAGAAAUGUAUGUUGAGUGAGUUGUAAUAAAGUUGUGAAAUGAUGAUGCUAAUGCAACAUAAAAUCAGUAACAUUGGUCAAUAUGUAUUCAGGAUGAAAAAUAAACUUCAGUGUAAUUUAUUACAAAAACA
Molecule: messenger RNA, 3781 nt
Organism: Helicoverpa zea (corn earworm)
Lineage: Eukaryota; Metazoa; Arthropoda; Insecta; Lepidoptera; Noctuidae
Gene: NAT1
Product: eukaryotic translation initiation factor 4 gamma 2
Exons: 9
Coding region: 397-2565 (722 amino acids)
Cellular component (GO): eukaryotic translation initiation factor 4F complex
Molecular function (GO): protein binding; mRNA binding; translation initiation factor activity
Source: RefSeq, a predicted model, not a curated record